This is a messenger RNA of Meyerozyma guilliermondii ATCC 6260, 612 nucleotides long. RefSeq names its product sphingolipid homeostasis protein (gene ORM1). The record is from RefSeq and is a predicted model, not a curated record. NCBI's taxonomy places the organism in Eukaryota, Fungi, Ascomycota, Pichiomycetes, Serinales, Debaryomycetaceae. Gene Ontology annotation, cellular component: endoplasmic reticulum membrane. The coding region runs from base 1 to 612 and encodes 203 amino acids. Gene Ontology annotation, biological process: ceramide metabolic process; intracellular sphingolipid homeostasis; negative regulation of ceramide biosynthetic process. The transcript has a single exon.
AUGACAACAUUGAGUCCCUUUGCUGAUCCAAACCAACGAGAGAGCGAAGCAAACUCUAGUGCCGGUGUAUUGACUCCGUCGACGUCGCAUCAUGGAGCACAUACAGUUACGAGAAGUAGAAGAUCGUCAUCAAUAAUCCAGCAUCUUGAGCCAGAUACCUUGGACACAAAGAUCGAUCAGGCAUUGAACCCUAAUGUGAAUGCCAGCUGGGUGAAUUUCAAAGGCGCUUGGGUAAUUCAUAUCGUCUUGAUUUUAUUCUUGAAAAUUUUGUUCAAUUUCAUCACCGUUUUGGAUAACGAUUGGAAGUGGACUCUCACAAAUUUGACCUACAACAUCGGUUCCUAUAUAAUGUUCCAUCAGGUCAAGGGAACCCCCUUCGAGUUCAACUCCGGUGCAUAUGACAAUCUCACGUUGUGGGAACAGAUUGACAAUGGUGACCAAUAUACACCUACGAAGAAAUUUUUGAUGACGGUCCCAAUUGGCUUGUUCUUAGUGAGCACACACUAUUCCAACUACAACUUAAACCUAUUCAUACUCAAUGGUGUUAGUUGCUUAUGUGUGGUGGUGCCAAAGCUUGCAAUUUCCCAUAGAUUAAGAGUUACAUUGUAUUGA